GGUGCGACGUACCGACUUGAGUUGCCAAAGGAGCUCCGUGCGCGGGGCAUCCACGACGUCUUCCAUGCAUCGCUGCUGCGGCCACACUUCCCGAACGACGACCGCCGUUUUCCCGGCCGGCAAUUCCACCAGCUCCCUCAUUUUGGGGAGCAGCCACGCGAGUGGGCGGUGGACCGGAUAAUAUCCCACUCUGGCCGAGGCUCCGACGCCGAGUUCGAGGCCCAAUGGAGUACUGGGGAUGUCACCUGGGCGCCGUACCGCGAUGUCCAGCACCUGCAGGCGCUGACAGAAUAUUUUGAAGCCCUGGGGGUGAGCAGUGCAGGCCAAUUA
Molecule: messenger RNA, 330 nt
Organism: Trametes versicolor FP-101664 SS1
Lineage: Eukaryota; Fungi; Basidiomycota; Agaricomycetes; Polyporales; Polyporaceae
Exons: 1
Source: RefSeq, a predicted model, not a curated record